This is a messenger RNA of Grammomys surdaster, 1408 nucleotides long. It is a transcript of the gene Bcat1, whose product is annotated as branched chain amino acid transaminase 1. Gene Ontology annotation, cellular component: mitochondrion. The record is from RefSeq and is a predicted model, not a curated record. Gene Ontology annotation, molecular function: branched-chain-amino-acid:2-oxoglutarate transaminase activity. The transcript has 11 exons. Gene Ontology annotation, biological process: L-valine biosynthetic process; L-leucine biosynthetic process. Lineage: Eukaryota; Metazoa; Chordata; Mammalia; Rodentia; Muridae. The coding region runs from base 1 to 1362 and encodes 453 amino acids.
AUGCUGCAGCGGCUGCGCUCGUCCCUGCGCCUAGUGCCUGUUGGUGGCUCUCCCAUCGUACCUCUGUCGCCCGCCACGCCGAACUGCAACCCCAGGCUCUCGGGACCCGCGGUGCGCCACGUGUCGCCGCUGUGCCACGUAUUCCCACGCGCCCGCAGCUUCGUCAUGGCCUGCUUGUCCCGAGAAACUGCAACCCUGGCUCGUCAGGACUGCAGUAAUGGAUGCUCGGCGCCGUUUGCUGGAGAAAGAGGAUCAGAAGAAGUGGCCGAGACUUUUAGGGCCAAAGAUCUCAUCAUCACACCAGCCACCGUCUUAAAAGAGAAGCCCGACCCCAGCUCACUGGUCUUUGGAGCUACGUUUACUGACCACAUGCUGACGGUGGAGUGGUCCUCCGCAUCUGGAUGGGAGAAACCUCACAUUAGGCCUUUUGAAAACUUACCCAUGCAUCCCGCUGCCUCCGUUUUGCACUACGGCGUAGAGCUGUUUGAAGGCUUGAAGGCUUUUCGGGGAGUUGAUAAUAAGAUCCGAUUGUUCCGGCCGGACCUCAACAUGAAAAGAAUGUGCCGAUCCGCUGUGAGGACCACACUCCCGAUGUUUGACAAGGAGGAACUUCUAGAAUGCAUUCUACAGCUUAUACAGCUAGACCAAGAGUGGGUCCCCUACUCCACCUCUGCCAGUCUCUACAUCCGCCCCACGUUUAUCGGAACUGAGCCAUCUCUUGGAGUCAAGAAGUCUUCCAAAGCCCUGCUCUUUGUGAUCCUGAGCCCCGUGGGACCUUAUUUUUCUAGUGGAUCCUUCACUCCAGUGUCCCUGUGGGCCAAUCCAAAGUACGUCAGAGCCUGGAAAGGUGGGACUGGAGACUGCAAGAUGGGCGGCAAUUAUGGAGCGUCCCUUUUGGCGCAGUGCGAAGCACUGGAGAACGGCUGUCAGCAGGUCCUCUGGCUGUACGGCACGGACAACCAGAUAACUGAAGUAGGCACAAUGAAUCUUUUCCUCUACUGGAUAAAUGAAGACGGAGAAGAAGAGCUGGCAACGCCCCCACUAGAUGGCAUCAUUCUCCCGGGAGUGACCAGGCAGAGCAUCCUGGAGCUGACACAGCAGUGGGGUGAGUUUAAGGUAUGCGAGAGACACCUCACCAUGGGUGACCUGGCCACCGCCCUGGAGGGGAACAGAGUAAAGGAGAUGUUUGGCUCAGGGACAGCCUGCGUUGUCUGCCCAGUUUCAGAUAUUCUGUACAACGGCCAGAUGCUGCACAUCCCAACAAUGGAGAAUGGCCCUAAGCUUGCAAGUCGCAUCCUGGAAAAGCUGACUGAUAUCCAGUAUGGAAGGGUCGAGAGUGACUGGACAAUCGAGUUACCCUGAUGGACAGACUCAGAGUAUCAGUGACGGGGCGCCACAGAAGACCGAC